Geodia barretti is the source of this 723-nucleotide messenger RNA. Lineage: Eukaryota; Metazoa; Porifera; Demospongiae; Tetractinellida; Geodiidae. The record is from the annotation of a GenBank genome assembly.
AGAAGUAUUGCUCAUAAUAUUGCUGUACAUUCUUGUGUUUGUUUUUCUCUAUUGGUCUCUGCAGUAUAUAUAUAGAUUUUCAACUGUUGUUGUACAUUUUACUUGGAGAGGAAAAACGGACAAAGGACAAAGUAACCAAACUAUAAAUUUUAGGACAAACACUUUUAAUCAUUUUGAAGAAGAGCUAUAUGCUAAUUCUCUAGUAAGGACGUCCAUUGGAAUUGACACUCUUGCUUUGUUCUUAAUGCUCUUUUUGAUUGUUUUUGCUGUGUCAUGCUAUAACUCAUUUCAGAAAGGCGUUGGUUAAGGUUAUCGGAGUUCCUCCCAUGCAUGUGAACAGUGACAAGGCUAAUGCUCUAACUGCUGCCCUUCUCUAUCAGAAUAUUAAUACUGUUCAAAAUCAACGAAGCCCAGAGCCUCCGAAGCCUGAGGAAGGUUUCCCAGAGCCUAUUCAGCCUGAGCCUGAGGAAGGUUCCCCAGAGCCUAUUCAGCCUGAGCCUGAGGAAGGUUCCCCAGAGCCUAUUCAGCCUGAGCCUGAGGAAGGUUCCCCAGAGCCUAUUCAGCCUGAGCCUGAGGAAGGUUCACCAGAGCCUAUUCAGCCACAAGCUCGACGUCCUGAGGACAACAAGCGAUACUUACUACUUUUGUCUCUACUUGAGGACGAGUUUUGAUUUUUGUAAUAAUUAUUAUUUUAACUAUAGCUGUGUGAUUGUUGUGCUUUCA